Molecule: messenger RNA, 2768 nt
Organism: Indicator indicator
Lineage: Eukaryota; Metazoa; Chordata; Aves; Piciformes; Indicatoridae
Gene: EXTL3
Product: exostosin like glycosyltransferase 3
Exons: 5
Coding region: 1-2760 (919 amino acids)
Cellular component (GO): membrane
Molecular function (GO): glycosyltransferase activity
Source: RefSeq, a predicted model, not a curated record
AUGACUGGAUAUACGAUGUUGCGGAAUGGGGGAGUGGGGAACGGAGGCCAGCCGUGGGUGUUGAGAUGGUCCAGUCGGAUCCGGCUCACCUGGCUUAGUUUCACCCUCUUCAUUAUCCUCGUCUUCUUUCCCCUCAUUGCCCACUACUACUUAACCACCAUCGACGACGCCGACGACGCUGGCAAGCGCAUCUUCGGCCCUCGGACUGGCAGUGAGCUGUGUGAGGUAAAGCAUGUGCAAGACCUGUGCCGCAUCCGUGAGUCAGUCAGCGAGGAGCUGCUCCAGCUGGAGGCCAAGCGGCAGGAGCUCAACAGCGAGAUCGCUAAGCUCAACUUGAAGAUUGAGGCCUGCAAAAAGAGCAUUGAAAAUGCCAAGCAGGACCUGCUGCAGCUGAAGAAUGUCAUCAGCCAGACUGAGCAUUCCUACAAAGAACUGAUGGCUCAGAACCAGCCCAAGCUCUCUUUGCCCAUCCGUCUGCUGCCAGACAAAGACGAUGUGACCUUCCCCCUGCCAAAAUCCAUCCGGAACUGCAGGCUACACAACUGCUUUGACUACUCUCGCUGCCCGCUGACAUCUGGCUUUCCAGUCUAUGUCUACAACAGUGACGAUUACCCUUUUGGUAGUUCCUUAGACCCUUUAAUUAAACAAGCCUUCGAGGCAACUGUCAGAACUAAUGUUUAUGUUACUGAAAAUGCAAAUAUUGCUUGUGUGUAUAUAAUUCUAGUGGGAGAAAUGCAAGAGCCCGUGAUGCCAAAACCUACUGAACUAGAGCAACAGUUGCACUCUUUGCCGUACUGGAGGACUGAUGGACAUAACCAUCUCAUCAUCAAUUUAUCAAGGAAAUCAGAAACUCAGAACUUCAUUUACAACAUCAGCACAGGGCGUGCCAUGAUUGCCCAGUCCACCUUUUAUGAUGCACAGUACCGACCAGGGUUUGAUAUUGUGGUGUCACCUCUGGUCCACGCUAUGUCUGAACCCAAUUUCCUAGAAAUCCCACCCCAGGUGCCAGUCAAGCGUAAAUAUCUCUUCAGUUUCCAGGGGGAGAAGAUCGAGUCUCUCAGAUCUAGCUUGCAGGAGGUUCGCUCUUUCGAAGAGGAAAUAGAAGGCAACGCCCCAGCUGACUACGAUGAUCGCAUCAUUACCACCUUGAAGGCUGUUCAGGACAGCAAGUUGGACUUUGUUUUGGUGGAGUUCACAUGUAAGAACCAGCCUAAGGCAAGUCUGCCCACUGAGUGGGCUCUGUGUGGAGAAAGAGAUGAUAGACUAGAGCUACUGAAGCUAUCUACUUUUGCACUGAUAAUCACCCCAGGGGACACCCAUUUGGUGAUCUCUGCUGGGUGUGCCAUGAGACUGUUUGAGGCUCUGGAGGUUGGAGCCAUCCCAGUGGUUCUCGGAGAACAAGUUCAGCUCCCCUAUAAUGAUGUGAUCCGGUGGAAUGAGGCAGCCUUAAUCAUACCAAAGCCACGUAUCACAGAAGUGCACUUUCUUCUGAGAAGCAUUUCUGACAACGAUCUCCUUGCCAUGAGGAGGCAGGGCCGCUUCCUGUGGGAGACCUACUUCUCCACCUCUGACAACGUGUUCAGCACAGUGUUAGCUAUCAUAAGGACUCGAAUCCAAAUCCCGGCUGCUCCUAUCCGAGAAGAAACUGCUGUGGAGAUUCCCCACCGGUCUGGUAAAGCUGCUGGGACAGAUCCCAAUAUGGCAGACAAUGGUGACCUGGACUUGGGGCCUGUGGAAACAGAACCACCCUAUGCAUCUCCCAAAUAUCUCCGCAAUUUCACCCUCACUGCAAUGGACAUCUACAGGAAUUGGAAUUCUGCUCCAGGGCCUUUCCACCUCUUCCCCUACACUCCCUUUGACCCUGUUUUGCCAUCAGAGGCAAAAUUUUUGGGGUCUGGGACUGGAUUUCGACCGAUUGGUGGAGGAGCAGGUGGCUCUGGGAAGGAGUUCCAGGCUGCUUUGGGUGGCAACGUCCCCCGGGAGCAGUUCACAGUAGUGAUGUUGACUUAUGAGCGGGAGGAAGUGUUGAUGAACUCCCUAGAAAGGCUCAAUGGUCUGCCGUACUUAAAUAAAGUUGUGGUAGUGUGGAACUCUCCCAAGCUUCCCUCUGAAGAUCUCUUGUGGCCAGACAUUGGUGUCCCAAUCAUGGUCGUCCGCACAGAGAAGAACAGCCUGAACAACCGGUUCCUGCCGUGGGACGAGAUCGAGACGGAGGCCAUCCUGUCCAUUGACGACGACGCUCACCUUCGCCACGACGAGAUCAUGUUUGGCUUCCGUGUCUGGAGAGAGGCAAGGGACCGCAUUGUUGGCUUCCCAGGACGCUACCAUGCAUGGGACAUCCCUCAUCAGUCCUGGCUUUACAACUCCAACUACUCUUGUGAGCUCUCUAUGGUGCUCACUGGUGCUGCCUUCUUCCAUAAGUACUACGCCUACCUGUACUCCUAUGUGAUGCCCCAAGCCAUCCGUGACAUGGUGGAUGAGUACAUCAACUGUGAGGACAUCGCCAUGAACUUCCUGGUCUCUCACCUGACCAGAAAACCUCCCAUCAAGGUGACCUCCCGCUGGACCUUCCGCUGCCCCGGGUGCCCGCAGGCACUCUCACAUGAUGACUCUCACUUCCACGAGCGACACAAGUGCAUCAACUUCUUCGUCAAGGUGUAUGGCUACAUGCCCCUCCUGUACACCCAGUUCCGCGUGGACUCGGUCCUCUUCAAGACCCGCCUGCCCCAUGACAAGACAAAGUGCUUCAAGUUCAUCUAGAAGCAGGA